Molecule: messenger RNA, 3777 nt
Organism: Peniophora sp. CBMAI 1063
Lineage: Eukaryota; Fungi; Basidiomycota; Agaricomycetes; Russulales; Peniophoraceae
Source: the annotation of a GenBank genome assembly
AUGCCUUCUCCACGGACCGGAUCGUCGGGAAGUGCUCCAGGAUCGCCUGGAGGAAAGUCAGCGCCUGUUCCUCCUGCUAUCGUUCAUCACCACUCUUCUUCCAGUUCUGCUUCAUCUGCUUCUACCGUCAAGACAUCUUCGCCUUUGAAUCCUGCGCAUACCCUGUCUCAGUCACCGCAAUCGACGCCUCCAUCUAAACCUAUCAUACUCGGGCCAUCGCAUAGCGAUCCUCCGAGCUAUGAAUCCACUCCCAAGUCUAGGCCCCGUGUUUCGUCCACUUCCAGUGUCCCUCGAGGACGCGGCCCUUCCCCUCUGCGCGAGGCGGCGGCUUCCAACGCACUCCAGAUCACUCGCGUUACGUCGAAUCCAUUGCCGGACUCCGUACCGGAUGCCGGUGCUAUUACCCCGCGCGCAUUAGGCCUGAGCUCUUUUCGGUCGCGCUCGCGGUCCACCUCCACGUCCAAACCUCGAGACCAAUCCCCAGAGGCCGCCACAGUGGUCGGCGAAGAUCUUCGUGCGUCCGUUCUGACUCCCGUGCACGCCUGGUGGCAUGAGAAGUUUCACCCGACCUCGCGACCGUGGUCCGAAGGUCCGAAGCGAAAGAAGACGGUGCCUCCAGAGCAGACCGAGAACUACCUGCAUACCAAGGAGCGUGUCAUCGAGGCGACAGCAUCUGUUCUGGGAGCAGCUGCCCGCGUCACUCAUGAAGCUUUGUUUAUCGGAGUCGACUUCCUCAAAUUUGCACCCGUGCCGGCGUUGGAGGUCGCCGGCGUGGUUCUUCUGAACAUCUGGGAGGCGGUCGAGAUGAUCGAGAUGAACCGUUUGGCUUGUCUUCGACUCACGGAACGCUGUGCGGAGACAUUGAUCUCAGUCCGUGAGGAGAUACAGCUCGCAGGCGUGGCCACUGCUACCGAACUUGAAGAGCCCAUCAACAAGCUGCAGAACGCCUUCCGAGAGGUCCAUGUCUUCUUGCAAAGACAGGCACAUCGUCCCUUCCUACAUCGCUACCUGAAGCGGGACGAGAUUCAACGAAGCAUAAGCCAUUGCGACGCGUCUCUCAAUGAUGCUCUUGACAUGUUCAGCCUCAGGGUCCAAAUUCGCACCCUCAAACUCGUACAGGCGAACGAAGCCCGUCGCGUGGAAGAUAAAGAGAUGAUCCUCGACUCUCUGGGAUCUCUCAGAUUGAAUAACCUUCCCUCCGUCGAUGGCCGUCCGCUUCCCCCGGGAACGUCGACCGUAACUCUCACGCCCGCCCCCGCCGCGCCAGACGUCGAUUACCUGAAAGAUCCGCAAGAGGUUCAGAAGCUUUUGCACGACUACAGACGCGAACAAAACAACCGCGAUCGCGCGAACGAUCUGGCGGACUUGCGGCAGCUUAUGCGGACAGCUCUGCAGACGAACAACGACGCGACGAUGAUCGAUGUCCUACAGAUUGCUCGCGACGAGAUGCCCGAGGCCAUCAAGACACUUCAACGUGCGCUAGAGCGGGAGGUUGAACGAGAGCGCUAUUCGACGUCAUCGGACAGCUCGAGCUCCUCCCCCGAAUCUGAGGCUUCGCCUAUCUAUAGGGCUCGAGGUCGUGCCACGCGCGCUGCAUCCAUCAAUCUGGCCUCCUUAUCUCAGCAAAGAGCGAGCGUGGAGUCGUCUGAGGUGGUGACGAGCAGCGAGAUCAGUGCCCCACCCAUACUGGACACGCUGGACCGAGAGUUCAUCGAGACUGGUAUCGAUGCUCUGCGCCGCCUGAGUCAAGGGACAGAUCUCGCAGUGCCGAACUGGACGAUCACCCGCUACGAGGUUGAGCUGGACGAGAAGAUCGGCAUCGGUUUCUUCAGCGACGUUUACAAGGGCCAAUGGCACGGUCAUACCGUUGCUAUCAAGGUGCUCGCGGAAACCACGCCACGUCAACUCUUUGUGCACGAGAUUGGUAUCUGGAAGAAGCUCGACCAUCCGAACGUCAUUGAGCUGCUUGGUGCUAGCUCGGCUACCUCCGAUCCACCUUGGUUCCUCGUCAGCCCCUACUACCGCAAUGGCAACUUGGUUCAGUACCUGAGAACCUUGGCGCCGGACGCUCCAGUCGACAUGCUUAAGAUGAUGCAUCAGAUUACGAAGGGAAUGUCGUAUCUGCACAGCAAGGGAAUCCUACACGGUGACCUCAAAGGCGCCAACGUUCUUGUGGACGACCGCCUGCACUGCAUCAUCUCGGACUUCGGUCAGAGCGAGAUGAAGUCUGAAGUCUUCCGUCUCAGUCGCCAGCCAGUACCUCAUGGUACGCUCAGAUGGCAAUCCCCGGAGCUUAUGAGGGGCGCCAUUGACGGUCUUACGACUGGCGUCGAUGUGUAUGCCUUCGGGAUCCUAUGCGUGGAGAUCCUCAACAGAGGCGCACUGCCUUGGCCCAUCGCGGACGACGAAGCCGUUCGACGCUUUGUCAUCGAAGAUAACAAGCGGCCAAGUUUGCCGCUGACUCCCAUAGCUCAAGGUCCUCUGGGAAACAUUAUACAAUCUGCAUGGAGCCGUGAUCCCCGUCUCCGACCGUCCUUCUACAAGAUCGAGCGUGACUUGAGAUCUCUGCGGCAUCGGACUGGAGCCGCGCCCGACUCGCCGCGCCCUCCUUCCAUGGCCAUGCUUAUCGAGGAGGAGGACAACGCGCAUUCACAACAGUCUCCAGACAUGCGCCCGACAGAGCUUCCGAGUACCUCUCAGACACACGACGACUUAUACGGAUCUCUGCCGUCUGAUACCACGGGCUACGAGACCGCUACAAGUCAACUCAAUGAGCGGUCAUCGACCGUGGGACUUCUAUCGCGACGGUCGUCUAUAGCCACGGUCACGACCACUGCCACAACAACAGAGACCACAAGCGACUCUCUUCAUGACAGUGUUGUGCUACAUGAGAGCAUGCUCGAUUCUGGCUACCUUUCCCCGCCAGACCCAAAUAGCACCGCGUCAGAGUUCAUGAACGAGCGCCGCUACCGGAUGCUACUGCAGCACGAUUAUCACACGACGCUUACUCUCCCGCUGUGGACACCUGCCCAAGUCCGCCUCGGCGCUGUUGGCUAUCUCUCAAAGCCCGAAGGAAGUUUCGUGACGCUCUUCAACUGCAUGGACAGGCUCGCGCCCGAUGGCUCGUCGGUGGACUUCCCAAGCUUGUCGGGCUAUGGGCGUGUCGCGACCAACUCGACGCGCUUUGAGAAGCGCAAUGCGGCCGAGCGCGGCAUCGACCUCAUCCGCAGCUUCCUAUCCAGCAAGCGCAAGCUCGACGAUGGAUCGUUGGCGCCUGCUGUGAGCCGCACGCAGUCGUUCCAGCUACGAGCAGGUCACAAGGUUGCGCACCUAUACGCCGAGUCGACCGUGUACCGCUACAUGGAAGACCUUCGCAUCCCAAAGCAAUGGUUUGAAGCCAACGUCGACGGGAUUCUGGCCAAGUAUGGGCGCGACCAUAAGCUCACGCGCGGAGACGUUUUCCUUGUCAUUGGAACGCUAGAGGCCCAGGACUACGCGAUGUUCGUCAGCCAUACACACCCCGAUGGCCAGAUCAACUUCGACGUCUUUUCCGGUACUCGGCCGGGCGAGCCGUGGGGCGAAUUCGUGCCUACUACUGCCGCUGGACCAUCCCCCGCGCUCACCGGUCCGGUAUACGAUGGCGAGGGGAUGGGUACCAUGCGAUGGGCGCACAAGACCUCUCGCUCGAAAGGCUCUCUAUCGACGGAGAGAUGGGACUCGGUGCUGCUGGCGAGACUACGCUUCAAGCCUGACGCGGCCGAGCCGACCCGUUUGUGA